Messenger RNA from Blepharisma stoltei, 828 nucleotides. The record is from the annotation of a GenBank genome assembly. Lineage: Eukaryota; Ciliophora; Heterotrichea; Heterotrichida; Blepharismidae.
AUGUAUAUCGCAGUUGUAGGAUGUGUUCAUGGCGAACUUGAGCUGAUGUACAAUACUAUAAAAGAGCUUGAAAAUGAGCGCGGCGUUAAAGCUGACAUCAUCCUUUGUACUGGAGAUUUCGAAGCAAUGAGAAACGAAGACGAUCUAAGGACUUUGACAUGCCCACAAAAGUAUCGCACAAUGGGCGAUUUUUGUAAAUAUCAUAAUGGCGAGUUCCAAGCUGAAACAUUGACUUUAUUUAUUGGAGGAAAUCAUGAAGCUGUAGGACAUAUGAAAGAGCUGCCUUGAGGAGGAUGGGUAGCACCAAAUAUCUAUUAUAUGGGCAGAGCAGGAGUCAUGAAAUUUGGAGACUUAAGAAUUGCUGGAAUUUCUGGGAUUUUUCAUAAGCAAAGCUAUAAAUUGCCAUUACCUGAACAAGCUAUAACAGAAGAUGAGUGCAAGUCCUUAUUCAGAGUAAGAGUUUUCGAUGUAGAUAAACUAUUGAGAAUUCGCUCACCAGAUAUAUUUUUAUCACAUGAUUGACCGAGAGGAAUUUAUCGACAUGGAAAUACAGAAGAGUUGCUAAAAAUUAAACCUUUUUUGAAAGAUGAAAUAAGAAUUGGGUCAUUGGGAAGUCCUGCGGGUAAAAUGCUUUUGGACCAUUUAAAACCGAAAUAUUGAUUUGCGUCGCAUAUGCAUGUAAGAUUUUUAGCACAAACACAAUCAACAAAAUUUUUAGCGCUGGAUAAGGCAAUCAGAGGAAGGAGGUUUGUAGAAAUUUUAAGGAUUGAGGGAGAGCCAGGCCCAUUUGAACCUGAUCAAGAGUGGCUAAAUAUUAUUGAAAAUUAA